This is a messenger RNA of Argentina anserina (silverweed cinquefoil), 2116 nucleotides long. RefSeq names its product beta-1,2-xylosyltransferase. Gene Ontology annotation, molecular function: glycosyltransferase activity. The transcript has 3 exons. The record is from RefSeq and is a predicted model, not a curated record. NCBI's taxonomy places the organism in Eukaryota, Viridiplantae, Streptophyta, Magnoliopsida, Rosales, Rosaceae. The coding region runs from base 64 to 1587 and encodes 507 amino acids.
CAGAACCAAAACUAAACCUGAGAGAGAGAGAGAGAGAGAGAGUCUCUGUCUCUGAGGAACACCAUGAACAAAAACUCAUGGCUUCUCAAGCUCGUGGUGUUCCUCUUCGCCCUAAACUCCCUCUCUCUCUGCCUCUACUUCACCUCCCACUCCAAAACCUUUAACCCCACCCAAAACCCCCACCACCACCGCCCCCGCCUCCCUCUCACCCACCAAACCCACCGCCGCAUCCACCGCUUCUCAAAGCCAUGGCCUAUCCUCCCCUCCUACCUCCCCUGGUCCCACUCCCCAGACACACCCUUCCGCUCCUGUGAAGCCUACUUCGGCCACGGCUUCACUCGCCGCAUCGAUCUAUUGAAGCCCAAUGAAGAUUCCGGCGGCCAGGGAAGUUGGUUCCGGUGCCAUUUCAGUGAGACGUUACGGAGCUCGGUGUGCGAGGGCGGCGGGAUCAGGAUGGUGCCGGAGAGGGUGAAGAUGUCGAAUGGAGGUGAGGCUUUGGAGGAUGUGAUCGGGAGAGACGAGGAGGUCGAGCUGCCGGAGUUUCGAGACGGAGCGUUUGAGGUUGAUGGAGGGGUGGGGGGAGAGGAGAGAGGGCUUCUGACAAGUGAGGAUCUUAAUGAGUUCGUGCAGCGUGGUGAUAUUGGGAGGCAUACAAUGAGGGACUUGAUUGCGUCGAUUCGGAAAGUGCCCAGUAAGGAGUUUCAGUGCAGUGAGUGGAUUGAGGAGCCGACGCUUUUGGUGACAAGGUUUGAGUAUGCAAAUGUUUUCCACACAUUUACGGAUUGGUAUAGCGGUUAUGUAGCUUCCAGAGUCACUGGAUUACCUAGCCGGCCUCAUGUUGUCUUUGUAGAUGGCCAUUGUUGGACACAAUUGGAAGAAACAUGGAAAGCCUUGUUCUCUAGCCUUAGAUAUGCGAAAAACUUUAGUGGUCCAGUUUGUUUCCGUCAUGCUAUUAUUUCACCUCUGGGAUAUGAGACUGCAUGGUUUAAGGGGCUCUCUGAAGAUAUAAACUGUGAGGGAGCUGCUGCACCAGAGCUGUGGCAACACCCUGAUGACAAGAAAACUGCACGAUUGUCUGAGUUUGGAGAAAUGAUUAGAGCUGCUUUUGGAAUUCCGAUUCAUAAGCAGAGUGUUGAGAAGCAAGCCUCACGUCUAAAUAUCCUUUUUGUUCGCCGUGAAGAUUAUCAACCGCAUCCACGUCACCCUGGUAAAGUUGAGUCGAGGUUAAGCAAUGAACAAGAAGUGUUUGAUGCUUUAAAGAGCUGGGUGUCAAAUCACAAGGAAUGCAAAAUAAACUUUGUGAAUGGAUUGUUUGCACACAUGACGAUGAAAGAACAAGUCCGGGCCGUUCAAGAUGCUUCUGUUAUUAUUGGUGCUCAUGGUGCAGGUCUCACACACAUAGUAUCUGCAUCCCCAAAAACUGUGGUUCUGGAGAUUAUUAGCAGCCAAUAUAGACGGCCACAUUUUGCUUUAAUUUCCCAGUGGAAAGGGUUGGAAUAUCAUGCCAUGCAUGUUGAGGGUUUGUAUGCCUCUCCAUCAAUUGUUAUUGACAACCUUAGCCACAUACUGAGGACUCUUGGGUGCUGAAAACCAUUUGGUUGGAUUCGGAAGUGAUAGAAGCUACGUUCUGCUGUCAGUUUGAUUCAUGUAACACACCAUGUCUGUUUCCGUAGAAAUGCCAACAGUAGUACACAAUCGAUCACGCUUAUCUUAAUCAAGAUAGAUAAGUUAGCGUUACUUCUUGGACUGUGAUCAACUUUCCCAUAGUUGUGAAUAAUAAUUAGGGUGCUUGAGCAAUAAUGGUAUCAUUAGUAUGGGAAGGUCUCAGCCCUUUAUCAAGCAUACAGUCAUUGUUGCAAGAUAGCAGACAUGCAUCAGGGAACGGACAAUACUCAGAAAGGAGGUAUAACAGUUUGUAGACAGUUGAUGGUAUGUCCAGGUAUGUUAUGUUGCCUCGACUCCCAAAAUCAUUGUAAUUUGUUAUUUCUUACUCAGGAACUUAACCCAACAGGUUGAGGUGUUGUUUUGCUUGUAUACUGAUUCUUUCUUGCCAUCUUUUUUGUACAAUAGAUCAAUGCAUGUAUCAGUUUUAUAAUACAAAUAUAUUGUUCCAGUC